AUGGAAGUGGUAGAGCACGUGAAAGGAAUAUGGAUCCAAGGGGCUCGAAAAAUCGCAGUAAAUGGUCUACCACUCUUGGGUUGCAUCCCGAUUGUUAUCACCAACCUUCCUUCAAAUCCAAAGGAUUCACAAGCUGAGAAACUGCAGGACUUGGAGAGCAAAUUACCAGAAACAGAGAUUGUUUACAUUGACUUCGAAAAAUCGCUACUCGACGUAAUACAAAACCCAAAUGAAUACGAUUUUAAUGAGGCGAACAAGGGCUGCUGCGGGACAGGACUUAUUGAAAUAAGACGACUAUGCAACCAAACGUCGUCCCCGCUUUGUGUUGAUGCCUCCAAGAACGUAUUCUGGGAUGCAGCACACCCAACUGAGAAGAAAUACACCAUCAUCUUCAAAAGAAAUCUUCCAGCCAUCGAUGCAAUAAUUGCGAGCUAA
Messenger RNA from Rhododendron vialii, 435 nucleotides. Its product is annotated as GDSL esterase/lipase EXL3-like. The record is from RefSeq and is a predicted model, not a curated record. The transcript is spliced from 4 exons. Bases 1 to 435 code for a protein of 144 amino acids. Lineage: Eukaryota; Viridiplantae; Streptophyta; Magnoliopsida; Ericales; Ericaceae. Gene Ontology annotation, molecular function: hydrolase activity, acting on ester bonds.